AUGGAUAAAUACUUGUUUUAUUUUUCUUGUAUCUAUUUAUUCUUAAACAUAUUAAUAUGUAAAAAUUUAGAAAAUAAAAACCUCAUAGUUAUUCCUCGAUACAAAAAUUUAGGAAAAAAUUUAAAUAAACAAAUAAAAAGUAAUUAUAAUUUAAACUUAAGUAAGGAAUCUAGUUAUAAAGAAUAUUCUUUGUUAUCUUUAAAGAAUAGUUCUAUAUUUAAUCAGUACUAUGUUGCUAGGCUAAUUAAUACAUUUUUAUAUAGAGGAUUUAAGACAUUUGGAAAUUUUCAUCGUAAUGUAGCUAUAUAUGAAUCUCUUACUAGAACUAAUUACUUUUUUUAUUUAACUGUGUUGAAUAAAAAAAAUGUAAAAAGCAUUAUUAAGUUAUUGGAUAAAUCUUCCAAGUCAAAGAGGAAAUAUGAAGUAUUUAAAAAGCAUUUAACUUCAAAAUUUGAUUGGCCUACUUUCAAUAUAAGUGAUGAUAUUAAAAAUGAAAUGGAUCAAGCAAUUUUAAUAUAUAAAAAGGCAAAAACUGAUUCUUAUUGGAGUCUUGUUGAUGCAUUAAAAGGUGAUGGGAUGUUAUUAACUAAAACAUUUUUCGUAGUAUCUUUUGUUCAAAGUAUUAGAGGAAUGAUUGGGGUUAUAAGUCAUGAGUUAUUAGAUGUAUGUUUUGCCAAUGCUGCUGUACUUAAUCAUAUAGCAUCUUUUGAUAGACUUCUCAUGAAUAAUACUUUUGGAGUAAUAGUGGGAUAUGUUUUUAAAUCGUUUUUGCUCUUUUUUUAUCCGUUAAUGAUACCAUUUCGAGGAGCUUUUGCUUUUGUAAUAUCAGCGUUUUGUGUAACACAAUUGAGUAAAAUUAUAUUUGCUAUUUAUAGAAAAUUGAGGCAAUUACAUCGAAUAUCUUAUAGAAAACUUACGAGUGUUAUUUAUAAAUUGAAUCUAGGUAAUAAUAGUGAACUUCAUAAAUAUUCUACGAGAUUAUUAUAUGGAGAUGCCUUAAUUAUGAUUGCAAAAAUUUGGAAAUUAUCUUAUAUAAAUAUAAAUGAGCACUUAUCUGGAAAAAAUAUAUACGCUACUUUAAAUAAUUUAUUUGAAAAAAAUCUUGGUACAGGGUUUUUUGAUUUUAGUCAAUCACUAUAUAAAUAUGUUAUGGAAGCUUUAGAAGAUUUAAAAAUCAUAGAUAGUAAAGAUAGUGAUAUAUCUACAGAUUUUGAUUAUAAAAAUAAUACAUUUAAAACAACUCUGUUACUUCUUAAAAUUACUAGAAAAUCCUUAUAUUAUGAGGAACCUUACUUGAGAUUAGCUGUUGCAAGUUUGCUAACAAAAUUUUAUACCAUGAUUUUAGUUAAUAUAGAUCAUAUUAGCAGGAUGAAUCCUAAAGAAUAUUUUUACGACGAUUUAGAAGCAGAAUUUAGGCAGAUAUAUGGAGAGCAACAAAAUGAAUUAUUUUUACAAAAGCUUGCUUCUGAUAUAAUAAGGAAGCCAUUUAUUAAAAGAAAUGUCCUUAGAAUUAAUAAAGGUAGUAUUGAAUUAGCCUUGGCUAUUAUUAAGAUAAAACUAUUGCAUUUUAAGCCAACGUUAAAUAGGCCAUAUUCUAGUUUAUACUUUGACAAACAAUUAAAGAAACAAUUAAACAUUGCAAUAAGAUUACUUGUUAGGGGUUCAGUAGGAAUUAUAUCAAGUCUCUCUAAUUAUGGAGAAAAAUACUCUAUUCUUAAAAAAUGCCCUUUCGAAAUAGUUCAAAACUUGAAUAAAAUGUGCGAUUAUUCCACAUAUGAAGUUAAAAAAAUGUUGUUUCCCAUUAAAAUUAUUAUAAAUAUCUUAAUUCCUUUAUUUUUAAAUUAUGACGAUGUACUAAUAGAUAAAAAAAUUAUAAAUGAUAUUGUUCUUUUUUUUAAGGUUAUUAUCGAUAUAAAAGAAAUAUAUUUAUACAAAUAUAUGAAAAAAGUUAUUGAUAUAAUAAAAAAAGAAAAUAAUGAAGAUACUAAAAAUAUAACUUAUGAAAUAGAAAUAGAAAACUUAAUUAUUUCAGAAUCCAAUAAAGUGAUUGAUGAAAUAAAUAGUGAUAAAAGAAAUUCAUUAAUUUUUCAAGAUUAUUCUGUUAAAGAAGGAUCUUUAUAUUUGCAUAACAAAGAUGGAGAGAAAUUUAAAUUUGAAUUUAGAGAGGAUCAUAUAAAAGAUAACUUUUUAAGAUUAAUGAAUCAGUUUGAUUUUGAUAAUCCUUUCAAGUAUCAAGUUCCUCAAAUAAUUUUCGACCCUUCUAAUAAUAACAGUGGUAAUUUAAUAGUAGAUUCAUCAAAUAACACAUUUGAGGGAAAAAUAAGCCCAUGUUACUUGCAUGUUAACGAAGAUGAUGACAAUUUGGUUGUUGAAGCAAUUCAUGGAGUGUUAUGGUCAUCAGGAGUUGAUCAGUUCAAUUCUUAUAUAUUUGCUUCAAUGAUAGGAGCAGUUAAGCAAACUUUUCAUCAAGCUUUAUCAUGGAAAAGGGCUCUUUUAAGUAUGGUUCCUACUGAAUUUUAUGAAGUUCAUAGAAAACUCAUGGAAAGAACAAUUCAAGAAAAAGAUAAAAGUCAAAACUAUUUUAUAAAAAGAAUUAGAAAAUAUAGGUUUCAAUUUAAUAAAGAAUCCUUUUCAUUCAUGUUCAGAACCUUUUUAGAAAAUGCUUUAAACAAAAUAAAUUUUUAUGAUGCAGAGGAAGCCAUAAUUAUUUUAGUAAUGUCAGUUUUAUAUUCUAUUUAUAAAAAUAUUGAAAAAUAUAAAAUUCCCUUAAGUGAAACUUAUAAAUUAUAUCAACAGAAGCUGAUAGAAUCAUAUUAUCAACCCUCUAAAUAUUUACAAAAUUAUGAAUCAUAUACUAUAAACUUAAUAAACAAAAUAAAUCAUGACAAAUCUGAAGAAAAUGAUGAAAAAAGAAAGAAAAUUAAAAAUUUAACUGAAUUAAAAUUGUCACUAGAUGAUGAUAUUGUGAGAAACACAAAAUCCCUACAGUUAGAAAUACAAUCUAGAGAAAAAGAAAGAGAUGAUAUUCUUCGAUAUAUAACAUCUAAUUAUGGGGAAAUACCACACUAUGAAAAUUUUCCUCAUUUACCAUCACAGUGUUUAUUUUUACUUUAUUUUGAAUAUGAAACAUUUAUGCAAAAUAAUAUAUAUGGUAUAGAAGGUGUUAUAAACCUAUUAAGAAAUAGAAACAUUAUUAGAAAUCCUAUAAGAAAUAUUGGCAUUAUACAAAAUAAUAAUACACAAUUUUCAUCUAUUACAUAUACAGAUUUGAUACAAAUACUCUGUUCAACUCAUCUAUUUCUGAAAAAAGAAAAUGUUUCUCUUGAUGACAUGUAUAGAGAUGAAAAUCUUGAUUACGUUAUAAAUCAUCUCUUAAUAAUAAUUUCCCUUUUAAGAAUAGAAAAAAAAACCGACAGAUAUUCAUGGAAGAGAUACUUAACUAUAGAAAAAUUUUUAGAUAAAAGAAGAAAAUUAUAUAAAGCACCUCUUAGGUAUCUAUAUCUCAAACUGUUGAAGGUGCAAAGACUUUUUGUAGGCAUGAGAAGACGAAUAUUGUUAGCAGUAGGAAAACGAAUAAAAGGAAAAAGAUUUAUAAAUAUAUUAAGACCUACAAGAUUUUUUGAAAUUAUGGAAGUUUCUGAAAUGGUUAAUGAAUAUUAUCCGAGUGCAUAUAUUAAAUUUGAAGAUAUUUUAAUUUUUUCAAAUGUUUUUCAUAAAUUUAGAAAUCCUCUUCUAAGAUAUACUAAAAACAAGGAAAGUAUAAGGGAAAUCAUAAAUAAUUAUAAAUUAGCUCCUAAUACGUCAAAAAAUAACGAACACUUACUAUUGAGAAUAUUUGAAAAUUUAAAUUUCAUAAUUAAAAGAAAGUUAAAAAUAGAUUUACAUAAUUUAAAAAUAAAUAAAAAGGACUUAGAAAAAAAUUAUGACGAUAAAAAAGAUUACAUCUUAAAUGAAUUAAGGCUAAAUCAAAGAUUAGAGGAGUAUUUAACUCAGUUAAUUGGAUUUAUAAAACUUUUAACAGACAUGAAUCUUACUAAUCAUUUAUUUUUGAGAAACCUUUAUAAUUUUAUAAAAUUUUAUGUAAUAACAGGAGAUUUAAAUUAUUCAAUAAACGCUUCUUCUAUUUUUUUGUGUAGUAGAAAUUACUUAAAUUUUAUUUUGAAUUCAAUUCAAGAAUUUGAAAACUUCAAAAAAUUUAUGGAAGAGUUAAUAGCAAAACAUGAUUUUAAGAAACAUCAUAUAGAUCCUUAUAAUUUUUAUAUUCAAUGUAGUUCUGGAGAUAAUAUUAAGAAUUAUAAAGUUCUAUUAAAUGAUGAAGCAAAAUUAAGUCAUUACGAAGACAUCACUAAAAGUAAUCUUCCUAAUUUCUACAAAGAUUAUUUAAUUCUUCAUUUAUUUUACGAAAAUCUAGAUAUAGAAAAUAUAGAUUUAAUUUAUGAAGGAAGGGAUAAUACUAAUAAUAGUGGUAUUCCUCCACAGAGAAAUAUGUAUCUUAGUGGUUCUAGAAACUAUUCUCAAAAUAUUUCAUUUGAUGAUAUAGGAGAGUUAAAUGAAUCAAUUCAAAAUUAUUUAUAUUUAGAAAAGUUUUUAGAUGAAACAAAUAUACCAUCUAUUCCAUUCCAAAAUUUUUCAUUGACAAGAAACGGAGAUAAUAUGCUUUUGAGUUUUACAAAUAAUGCUACAACGCCACAUAUUUAUAUGGAAAACAUUUUAGAUCAAUUUACAAUAGUUGGAAAAUCAAUAAUUGGUGAAUAUUAUAAUAAAGUGAAAUGUUCUUUUGUUAAUUAUCCCACUAACUUAUAUUAUUGGAUUGUUUUAAAUCCUGGAAAGCCAAAGAUUGAAACCAUUAGCAAAGUGGGUUUGAUAAAAGAAGAAGAUUUAAAACCUCAGUCAAGCCAAGGGCAAGAAAUUAAAGACGAUGAAGAAUAUAUUUUAAGUAACCUAUUUUCAGAUUCAAAUAAAGUAAAAAUUUCUAAUGAUAUAGAUUCAGAUGCAUCUACAUCUGCAGGAGAAAAUUCGGAAGAGAAUCCCACUAAUUUUGUAAUGUCAGAUGAUUCAACAAAGGAUCUAUCAGAGAAGAUAGAAUCGGAAUCAGAUACAAAAGAAGAUGAGGAAACUUAUCAUAUGAGAAACCUAAAUGCUGUGAUGGAAGCAUUGAAUGAUAUGAAUAACACGGGUAAUUCUACAGACACAUUAAAAGAAGAAAAUAAAAAAUCUCCAAAAGAUCUGCCAUUUACUAAAAAAGGCCCCUUUUCACAUUUAGAAAUAAAACAUAAUAAAAAUAUUCAAAAUGAGCACAAAUUAAAGAAUGUGGAAAAUAAAAGUAUUAUUUUUCUUCAAGCACCAAAAAAUAAAAGUUUGUCAUUUAAUACUAUAAUGCUAAGAAGAAAAAAUAGAAAAAUUGUUAAUAAAAAUUAUGGUUUUUUUAAUAGACCAUAUAAUAUAUAUGUUCCUGAUAAUGGUAUUUUUAGGAAUUUUGAUAGGGUAAUGAAGCUAGUUCAAACCUUAAUUUCAAUGAACAAUUUUUCUGUAAUUAGUACUGAUUCAAUUAUAAAAAAGGGAAUAGAAGAAAUGAGUAAAAAAGUUGAUAAUAAUAUGAUGCAAAGUUUGAAUCCAUUUAUACAUAAAAUGUUAAUAGACCUAAACAAGGAAGUACAAAAAAUAAAAUCAAAUAAUGAAAAAGAAUAUAGAGGUCCCCAAGCCACUAUAAUUGAUUUAUAUAAAGUAAUUGAAAUUCGCCUAUUUAAUCAAUAUUUAAUUUAUCCACCCAUAAAAAGAUUAAAUAAAAACGAGUUGAAUUAUGUUUUAAAUAUUAUAAAUGAAGGUUAUUAUUUCUAUAUAAGGAGAAUAUUAAUGAAAUUAAAUAAAGAUAAUAUUGUAAAAAAUAAAAUAGUGAAUUUCUUUUCAUAUUUGGAAGAAUUUAAAGAUCUACUUGAUGAAGAAGAAAUUGAACAAUUACAUGAUUUGUUCACAAAAUCAUUUACAUGUAGAAACAUAAAAUGCUUUGAUAACCUGUUUAAUAGUUUUAUAAUUGAUCACUACAAUCGCCGUGUCACAAGUUCAUUAAAUAAUGAAGAAAUUAUUGGAAAUUACUCUCAUUUUAUUUCUGACAAUAAUGCUUUACGGGAUGCUUUUCGAUAUGCAUAUAAUACAUAUUUUAUUCCAAAUAGAAAAAAGAAAAGUUCGAGAAGACAAAUUAAUUUGGGGACUUCAGUUUACAAUCCCCAGUUAUCACAUAGAGAAUUUAUACUUAGUUUAAUAGAAUUUGGAUCAAACUUAGAAUUGCCACAUGAUAUGUUCAAUUUAUUCAAUAUAAGACACAUAUACAUGAAUAUUGGUUAUAUGCUAAUUAGUAAAAAAUAUAGAAUUAAAAGGUCUCUUAGGAUUUUUUCACAUAAGUAUAGAUUUUCCUAUUUUCGAAAGACUCUUAGUAAAAAUAAUGUGUAUAUUCCUUGA
Plasmodium relictum is the source of this 6456-nucleotide messenger RNA. It is a transcript of the gene RON3, whose product is annotated as rhoptry neck protein 3, putative. The transcript has 8 exons. The record is from RefSeq and is a predicted model, not a curated record. The coding region runs from base 1 to 6456 and encodes 2151 amino acids. NCBI's taxonomy places the organism in Eukaryota, Apicomplexa, Aconoidasida, Haemosporida, Plasmodiidae.